AUGCAGCCCAACGGCGAUCUCGAGAACAAUAACUUCCGAUACACGCCGACCGGAUUUUACGCCCUUGCUCCCCCUUUGAACUCCUUCGAACCUUUCUUACCGAGUCCUUCCACCUAUCCAUCGCAGGAACACCUUGUCAUCAAGCUCCCCCCUAUGGCACCGAAUACCCGCGCUUCAGGACGCCACCGCUCCGCCGCUUCGAGUUCCGAAUAUCACGAGAGUAAUGGAUCUAUGGACGUGGAGGAAGAGAAGUUUCCUGCGGAUAACGACGAGCACCACCAGUCGCCGGUGGUGUAUGAGACUACGUCGCGAGGCCGCAGGAUUCUCAAGAAGUCGUACAAGGAGUCAGCAAGCGAAGAUGAUGCUGUCCUCGACGAUGAACUGAAUUUAUUGCACGGAGGGGCAGAUGGAAUAGACCAAAAUGCAGCCGACGACGAGGACGACCAAGACCAUGCCGGACGGUAUUCUCUGCGAAAUCGUUCUUCGAAAUCUAAGGCGCCUCGCUUAAACGGUUUCAUUGUCAGCGACGAAGAGGGGGAUGUGAAAGUAGGUCGGACGACACGAAGUCAAAGCAAAAAUCUAGUUCCUGGUCAUGAGCACAACGGCAACAACGGUGGUCGUAUUACACGCCGCAGUGGUCUACGUCAGCACCCACAGGCAUCAACAUCGCGUUCCACGCGUUCCCGUACGCGACGGACGCGUCAAGGCGUACGAGAUCAAGACGAAGAAGAAGCUUAUGUAGACGACCCGUCUUCUGCAUCCCUCGACGCGGAGGGGUCAUUGGACGAGGCUAUCAGAACGACGCCUGAACCGGAGGCGGACGAAGAUGCGGACGCAGAGGGUGAUGUGGAUGCCGAUGGUGAUAUUGAGCAGGAGCAGGACGGUCGGCCGUACGCGCUCAGACAAAGGGUAAAGAUAAAUUACGCCAUCCCGCCACCGUUGGAAGACAUGAGACCUCCAACCAAGAGCCGUGCAGGCGGAAAUCGUAGUAUUGGGCGAAAUGGUGGCGGCGGGAAAAGCAAAGCACCUGGUUGGAGUGCAACUGGAGCGGAAUUGAGCCGAUGGAUGGGAGCGCCGCCGGGAGACGAUUCUGAUUCCGAUUAUGCGACUCGCACGCCUCGCAAACCUUUUGGCGUUGGGUCUGUUGGGGGCGUCUUUGCUGGAAAUGCUGGAGGGCUAUUUCCAGGUGAUUUAGCCGCCACCGCCGGCACUCCGUCGAACCUGGGAAAAAUUGGUGAUGCUGCUUUGGCGGAUGCAGACCCUCUUGGUGUUAACCAGAAUGUUACUUUUGAUGAGGUUGGUGGCUUGGAUGAACACAUCAAUUCGUUAAAGGAGAUGACCCUGCUACCCCUCUUGUACCCUGAGGUGUUUCAACGGUUCGAUGUGACACCUCCUCGAGGGGUCCUCUUUCACGGUCCACCUGGUACCGGCAAGACAUUGCUUGCGCGGGCCCUGGCUGCUAGCUGUCGUUCAAACGGAAGGGGCAUCUCAUUCUUCAUGCGCAAAGGCGCUGAUUGUCUUUCCAAGUGGGUCGGCGAAGCCGAACGUCAGCUUCGACUCUUGUUUGAAGAAGCUCGUAAUUCGCAGCCGAGCAUUAUCUUUUUUGACGAAAUUGAUGGUCUGGCUCCUGUGCGCUCGUCAAAACAAGACCAGAUCCACGCAUCGAUCGUGUCGACUCUGCUUGCCUUAAUGGACGGUAUGGAUGGUCGAGGUCAGGUCAUCGUGAUUGGUGCGACGAAUCGGCCGGACGCCAUUGAUCCCGCUCUCCGUCGGCCGGGUAGAUUCGAUAGAGAAUUCUACUUCCCUUUACCUGGGUUGGAGGCUAGAGAGCGCAUACUGACUAUCAUGACAAGGAAAUGGGCCGGCUGGAACGGCGAAAAGGGCGGAGCAAAUGUCAAGGGUUUGGCGAAAAUGACGAAGGGAUACGGUGGUGCCGAUCUCCGGGCGCUAUGUACAGAAGCUGCUCUCAAUGCUGUUCAGCGGCGGUAUCCACAGAUCUACAAGUCCAACGAUCGUCUACUCUUGCAGCCAGAAAGCAUCGACGUUGAGCUGCGAGAUUUCAUGAUCGCGAUCAAAAAGCUUAUUCCUUCCUCCGCGCGAUCUGCAUCAUCCGCGGCAUCACCUCUUCCCUCGCAGUUGGUACCAUUACUACAAGAUUCGCUGGACAAGAUUAAGGAUGUCAUCGGAAAGGUUCUGCCUGUUAGUAAGAAGCGAAGUGCAUUGGAGGAAGCUGAAUAUGAAGACGAAGGCGAGGAGGGUGCUCUGGAACGCGAGCUCAUGAUGCAGUCGAUGGAAUCUCUUCGUAUUUACCGUCCCCGGGUGGUAUUACAUGGGACUGCGGGCAUGGGCCAUGGCUACGUUGCGGCUGCUGUCCUGCAUCAUCUCGAAGGCUACCACAUUCAGAGCCUUGAUCUGGGCAGCUUGAUGAGCGAUUCCACUAGAACACCAGAGGCUGCCAUCGUCCAACUCUUUGUUGAGGCGAAGCGCCAUCAGCCUUCCGUCGUGUACAUACCUUCGUUAGUUAGAUGGUGUGCGGCGCUAUCAGAGGCGUCACGAACGACCGUUCGCUCUAUGCUGGACACGUUGGCGCCAACCGAUCCAGUCCUCCUACUUGCAGUGGUAGAUGGGCCCUUCAGCUCAUUACCCAGAGAUGCUCGUGCUUGGUUCGGACCAAUACGUGAAAAUCGUGUUGAGCUCUUCAGCCCUAGCUCUUUUCAGCGGGAACAGUUCUUUGAUCCGUUGUUGCAAGACGUUCGUCGGCCUCCGAACCACUUCCCAGACGGUAUCAAGCGCAAGAAACGCGUGCUUGAGGACCUUCCCAUAGCCCCUCCCUUGGAACCUCGCCAGCCUACUGCUGCGGAACUCGCUAUGCAAGAAGAGAAUGAUCAGCGGGUGGCAACCCUGCUCAGAUACCGUCUCGGCCCGAUCUUGACGGAACUGAAGCGCAAGUUCAAGCGUUUCACCAAGAAGGCUAUGGAGGAAUACAACUUCGAUUUCAACGCUAUACCAGAGGUCGAGGUGGUCACGGCGGCCAGUGUUGAAGCGCACGCUGACGUAGAUGGUGUGAUCAAGCUAGUAGAGGCGGAACGGACAGAUCAAGUUAUUGACCAGCCUGUCAACGGAAUCCAUCAAAUCCAAGAAUUGGCGCAACUGGUCCCUCCAGCUCAGCCCCAGCUCUUUGACAUGGAUUUGGAACAGAUGCACUAUGAAUUGUAUAAGAACAGGUAUCUGACGCCAGACGAUUUCCUGGACGACAUCCGCAAGAUCGUCCAUAAUGCGAGCGUUCGUGUUCAGGAAGAUCCCGAGCGGUUGUACAGAGCGCAGGCGAUGCUGACCGCGGCUGAAGUCAGCAUCAACGACUUUGAUCCACAGUUCAGGCUCGAGUGCGAGCGGAUGGCGGGUCGAGAGCGGAAACGAAGGGAGGAGCGAAGGAAGAGCAAGGGCAAGGGCAAGGCUGUCGAGGACAAUGCGGCAUCGCAAGCCUAUGCUCCUGGCACUCGGCGCAGUGCACGUCAUAACGGGCAACAACCGGAGAUCUCUAUCACGGAUCCGUUAAAGCUCGAACGUCGGCUGAAGAGACAACGAUCGAACGAAGCUACUGCGACGCCUUCCGAGGAUGAGGCAGGUAGGCAUCUACAGAAACGCUCGAAAAUUGACGAUGACGACGACGAUCGUGAUCCCUUGGAUCUUGUCGGACAACCAUCCACGCCACCGCGGCCUGUUGGGGUGCGUUUCGCCGAGGUUCCAGAGCGUAUGCGAACUCCGCCAUCCCCAUCUCCAGCGGUCAACGGCUUCGAAAGCAUGGACCACGAACCGUCCCGCAGGAAUGGAUUCGAUCCGUCGCUUCUUAAUCCCCUUCCUCCACCUUCCAACGCACUUCCUCCAAUCGUUCCGCAACUCAGUGCUGACGAUAAUCCAUUCCUAACUCCCGCACUCGCGGACGAUCAUACCCAGUUCCUUCGCUCUGAUUCGGAGCAGCAGCCUAACGGGCUCUCGUUGCAUACACCUGAGCCAGAUGUAGCAUUGUAUGCUGUGACUGAAGACCCGCAGGCUGAACGUACGCCUGUCGAACAGCCGAUGGAAAUCGACCGUCCGCCGACUCCCUUGCCGGAUUUUCACAUCGAUGAAGAUCUAUUGUCUGCAUUGAAGGAAACUCUGCGUAACAGCACAGCUUCACUGAAUGUGGAGCAACUCGAGCAGCUGCGUGCCACAUGCCUUGGCUGUGUCUGGAGACAUCGUUCGGAUUGGGAUCGGACAAUGCUCAUGCAUGAGCUCCUUGGCGCUGUUAAGACCUUUGUGGAAGAGGUAUCGCUAGAUGAUACGGAUAUUCCUUCUUCCCCAGUGCACUCAUAA
Molecule: messenger RNA, 4353 nt
Organism: Sparassis crispa
Lineage: Eukaryota; Fungi; Basidiomycota; Agaricomycetes; Polyporales; Sparassidaceae
Exons: 10
Coding region: 1-4353 (1450 amino acids)
Biological process (GO): positive regulation of transcription by RNA polymerase II
Cellular component (GO): nucleus
Molecular function (GO): ATP hydrolysis activity; chromatin binding; histone binding
Source: RefSeq, a predicted model, not a curated record